AUGUUGCUUCUGUUCAUCAUGGAGGCUCUAAUGUUCAUGAGGGUCCUAUCGCUCUUGGAGGCUCCACAGCCCAACGAGGUCCAUGUCCCCUUGGAGGUCCAAUUGUUUCACGUGGUCCUGAAGUUCUUGGUAGUCCUACUGUUCAACAAGGCUCUGAAAUUCCUGGAGGUCUUACAGCCCAACGAGGUGCUGAAGCUGCUGAAGGCCCUGGUGUUCCUCAAGGCUCUGAAGUCCGAGGAGGUAAUGGUGAUGCAAUGGAGGGCAGCGGUGGCCAUCCACCAUCUGGACCUGAUCGUUCUGGAAAUUCCUCUCAGUCCCAUGCGAAUGCACCCGGUGGAGGUGGUGAUGAUCCUCCCAGGCAUGGCGGCUCCGUGUUCGUCGGUGGUGCUUCUGGGGGGCAAGGGGGACCAGGAUGGCCAGGAGGUUUUGGAGGUGCAGGAGUCCAUCCGCACGGUUGACCUGCCAUGUCUGACUGAUUUGGGGGAGUCUGAGAUUGGUCCUUUGGUGGCGGGUGAUUGGCUGACUUCAAUUACUCCUUUGAUGAAGGAUCUGAGUCCUUCUUCGGCGACUUGGUGGGAUGCGGUGCUGACUGUGGCGGGUGAUUCAUACCAGACAUGGCUCAACAGUGAUCCAUUGACAAGACUGAGGAUCAAUCCUGUCACUCCACCAGCAUUUCUUAGGUCUCCGUUUGCUCGUGUUGAACAAAGGGCCCAAACCAUUUUGCUGAAGGCCAUUCCUGAAUCUCUCCGUUCUGAAAUCAUCUCGAAUCGUUCGAUUGGUUCCAUUCAGAUCAUCUUUCGGGUCCUGACUCGGUAUCAGCCUGGUGGUUUGGCUGAACGUACUACACUGCUGAAGCAACUGGUGGAGAUCAAAGCUCCAUCCAAUGUUGCUGGUGUGGUCAGUAGCCUCAGGUCUUGGAAAAGGUGGCUUGUUCGGGUUUCUGAGUUGGGAAUCAAUCCCCCUGAUGCCACUUUGUUGAUGUCAGCUUUAGAUCGAUUGGCCAAUGUCCUCACAAAAGGGUCACCUCAGACUGGUUUUCGUUUGAGUUCAGCCCGUGCCCAAUUGCAAGUGGAUACAUGCCCUUCUUUGCCCACGGUUUUGUCUUUUGCGGAUACGAUGAUGGCUGAAGCAGAGUCUCUUUUCCAUGGUGGCGCCACCUUGCCCAUUGAGGGAGUCAAGGUGAAAGCUCUUUCAUCUGAUCAAGAUCCGGCUCCAUAUCCAGCACCAAAGGUGGGGUCGAAGGAUGAUCAAAGCGGGGCCAAAGCGUGUCACUUUUUUGUCAGUGAUGGAGGAUGUAAGAAGGGUAAACAAUGUACGUUUCAACAUGUUUGGGGCAAUGUGAACGAAUAUGGUCGUUGCUGGAACUGUGGGUCAAACCAACAUCGACGUGAGAAUUGUCCUGUUGCUGAUCAACAAACAAAGGAUUCAGCUUUGAAGGACAACGGAACCCAAAAACCCAGUGUUAAGAAACAGAAGAAGCCUGCUGUCAAGAAGGCCGAGGGUGGAUCUACCCAGGCCAAAGAAGAUUCUGGCGCUCAGGAUGCUGCUCCCAAGAUUGAGGAGGCCACGACCUCGAAUGCUUCUGCGUCGUCUCAUGGGGCAUCCUCCCAGGAUCAAGUUGCUGGUCUUCUAGUAGAGGCUACUCACUUGCUUCGGUCUAUGAGGCCGUCUUUGAAGGCUGUGAAGUUGAGUUCGUUGCCUGCGGAUCGAUGUGGUCGUGCGUUGCUCGAUGGAGGAGCAACUCAUGCUCUUCGAACUGCGGUCUCUAAGGAAGAGUUCGACUCAGCAGUGCCUGUCCGUGUGGAGUUGGCUGCUGGAGAAGUUGUUCUUCGUCAGCUUCCGGGCUCUGAUGUUCUCAUCUCUGAAGAGGCCAUCCAGACGAUUGUGCCUCUUGGCAAGUUGAUGCUCUUAGGCUACUCCGUGUCAUGGGAUGUGGAUGGCUUCACUUUGAAAUCACCAUCCGGUGUAGUGAUUGACACGCAACUUGAAGGUGAUUGUCCGACGGUAGAUGAGUCCAUCGCUCUUGAGUUGAUUGCGGAGCUUGAGGUGCCUGAUGAGAUCUUGGUGCAGAUUCCACCAAGGAAGAAGUGGUCUGGUGACAGUGUUCCUUGGAAUAGACGAUGGAGAAAGCGUUUGCAAUCGUCGCCAGCGUUAGUGCUUCAUCUCUUUAGUGGAGGAGAUCCCAAGUUUUGGCAGGAGGGUUUGGCACCACAUGGUUUGACUGCACUGUGUGUUGACAAGUGCAUUGAUCCUGGACACGAUUUGUUGCGUGACACCACGUAUCAUUUUCUUAUGGACCUUUGUGAAUCUGGUCGUGUUGAAGCUCUUCUUGGCGGACCUCCUUGCCGCACUGUUAGCAAGUUGCGUUUUCGUUCUCCAGGUCCUCCUCCUGUUCGAACCCGUCAUGGGCCAGAAAGAUUUGGACUCAAGGAUCUCUCUUCGAAUCUCCACGAAAGCGUUCUGCAAGACACUGUUUUGUGGCUGAGGUAUGUCUGGCUCUAUGCCCUUGCUCAGGACAGUCGUGAUGCCAAGGUUGGUUUUCUCAAGGAGUCACCGGAAGACCCGGAAACCUACAAGAAGGAUGAUGAUCCAGUUGAAUAUCCUUCUUUUUUCUCUUGGCCCGAAUGGAGUUCCUUGAAGUCGAAGUACAACAUCUUUGAAGUGUCUUUUGAUCAGGGUCCCUUUGGCCAUGAGACCAAGAAGCCGACGCGCUUAGGCACAAAUCUUGGACUUCUUCGAGAAUUACACGGUGUCCGUGGCCCUGGCACUGGUGUCCAAGAUGAUGGUGCUACCAUUGAGCAGCGCAUCCAACGUUCAAGAAGGUGGGCAGCUUGGGCCCCGCAGUUAAAGCUCAAAAUCCUGGAGGCGGUGGUCGCAGAGUUCAAGGUGCCUCUUGUCAAGAAGCUCUCUGAGGCCCAGUGGCAACAACACCGAGCCAAUGACCAUCAGCCGUUUUCUUCUGAAUGCUUUGAUUGUCAGGUUGGGGGAGGUAGACACAAACCUCAUCUCAAGAUUCACAAUCCUGACACCUACACCUUGUCCGUCGAUGUUUGCGGUCCCUUCCAACAAGGACAUGAUCAGCUGAUCUCUAAGGCGAAGUAUGCUCUUGUGGGCGUCUUCACAGUUCCCAUUUCCGAGGAAGGUCAGAAGCUUUGUCCAACGCCUUGGGACUUCAUUCAAAUCAUCGAGAAGGAUGCCGAGGAGCCAUCACCUGAGGCUCCAUUCAGAAGACCUUCGGACUCUGAAGAUGUACCUUUCUUCCCAGAGAUCGAGCAUCUCUCGGCUGAGGAGUGUGCUGAGGGGGCGCUCUCUCCGGAUGCCCGGCCAGAGCCGGAUGGAGGUGAGGCUGAGAUUGAGGAGGAAGGAGGAAAGAAGGAUGGGGGAGAAGGGGAAGAUGGGGGUCAGAUUAAGGAAUGGGAAGACCAGAUCGAUCCCACCAAGAAGGUCUAUGUCAAGAACUUCACCCUGACUGAGAUCCUCUCAUCAAGAACUUCAACCUCUGUUCUUGCAGCCUUGAACAGAAUGGUGGCCAAGUUGACCUACUUAGGUUUCAGUGCGCGCCGUCUCCACAGUGACAGGGCAGCCGAACUUUCUUCGAAGGCUGUCACAAGAUGGGCUGAGCAGAAGGAGAUCUUCCGAACUUUCACGUCUGGAUCGGACUGGAAGUCCAAUGGAAGAGUUGAAGCUGAAAUAGGCAUGCUGAAACGUGCCGCCAACAUCGUCAUGAAGUCAUCCUGCGUGGAUCCAUCCUAUUGGCCCCUAGUUUUUCGACAUGCCGCUGAACGUCGCGGGCGUCUCCAGUUGGCUGAGUUGGGAAUGAGAACUGGAAAGCUUUUGCCUUUUGGUCAGGAGGUUGUCGUAGGGACCAAGAAGUGGGAGGACUUUCAAGGUCAUUGGAGGGCACGAAAGAAGAAGGCAUGGAUUCAAGGACCAGAUGUCAGCAUGUCGCUGACGAGUGGUGGUCACUAUGUAGUGGAUGAGGAUGGCAAGUACAUGCAUGCCACUGACAUUGCGUUGAAUGCCGGCCCACGUCUUAGAAUUGAAGAUGAUCCAAGUCCUCUCCCUGAGCUCGUUGAACUCUCUGCGAAGGCCUGUGAACAUUCCUUUGAUGAAGCCCCUCGACAUCGAGUUCAUGGCAAGCAGUCUUUGAAGUCUCUUGGACUCGAUGAAGUUUCAGCGGAUGAUCUUCAAGACCGACUCCAUCGAGGUUGUCACUUGGCCAAUGUUGAGGCCAAGAAUCUUGAGACCAACAUGGACACGGCGGACAGUGUCAUGUCUUCCUUGGCCGAUUUGGACAAGGAGAAUGGAAAGCUUGUGGCCUUUUUGAAAGCCAUCAAGGAGUACGAGGAAGGUGAAGUUGCUGAUGCUUGUGCAGCAGCAGUUCCCCCUGAUGAGUUCCUCCAAACCAAGACCUACUCUCUCCAUGAAGUUCGAAGAGAUGUUCAACCUUGGAUCGAGUCAAUGAAGGCAGAGUUUGAGAGCCUUCUCAGUCACAAGGCCAUUGAAGUGGUCACCAAAGAAUGUGCUGAACGUCGAAUGGAAGAAGCACGUCAAGUUGGAAAGCUUGUUGAGGUCAUCCCAGCCAAAGGUGUGUUCACCCGAAAGGCCGGCUCUGGUAAGAGAAAAACCAGGGUAGUGGCCUGUGGCAAUUGCAUGUCAGAGCGCGAGACUGCUGAUUUGUAUGCUGCCGGUCUGGAUGCAACCCAACUUCGCUGCAUCCUCAAGGAGUCCACCCUUCAGAACUGGGAGAUUGGUGUGUGCGACAUUCGCACGGCUUUUCUUUUGGCACCAACUAGUCAGUCCGAACUGAUUGUCAUUCAACCUUCUCGCAUCCUUAUCGACUGUGGUGUCAUCCCGGAGGGCACUAUGUGGAUUGUCACUGGAGCCCUUUAUGGUCUCACCACUGCUCCAAGGGACUGGGGAGGCUUUAGAGAUGCAACUUUGACGUCAUGCCGCUGGUCUGGCCUUUUGAAUGGUUGUCGGGUUCAAUACCAAUUUCAGCAGCUCUCUGAUCCCAAUGUUUGGCAGAUUCUCAGCACUGCAGACGGCUCUGAUUCAACAGUAUGUGGAUAUCUUGCGGUGUAUGUAGACGACCUAUUAUUCGUUGGUCCUGAUUGUGUCAUUGAUGAUGCUUUUGCCAGGAUCCGUUCAAUGUGGGUCACUUCUGAUUUCGAGAAGGUGAGCUCUUCUUCUUCUUUGAAGUUUUGUGGAAUGGAGCUUCAUCGCACCCCUGAGGGCCUGAAGAUCCACCAGGAGUCCUAUGUCCAUGAACUCCUUCAGCGACAUUCUGUAGAGAUAUCAUCCCCCUACGUUCGACUUCUUGAUGAUCCAGCUCCAGUUUCUGAUCCCUCCCCAACUGACGUCAAGAAGGCACAAGCUAUAGCUGGCGAAUUGCUUUGGGUGGCAGGUCGAUCUCGACCGGAUGUAGCGGCAGCCGUUCACAAGAUGAGUCAAUGGGUUACUCGAAAUCCAUGUUGGGCCAUUCAAUGUGGCUAUGAAGUCCUCAAGUAUCUGAAGCAUUCUCCCAACUUGGGCUUGGUCUACUCUGGUGUUCGACCUCGAGACCCUGAUGAUGAUCCACCGAAGUGUCCAAGGAAGGCGGGAUCCAUUGAAAUCCUUUCAGAUUCAUCGUUUGCUCCGUCCGGGGAGAAUAGCAUCUCUGGUUUGGUGAUUCUGUUUGCUGGAGACCCUGUUCAGUGGCACACUCAGAAACAGAGCCUUGUGGCUUUGAGUACAGCAGAAGCUGAGCUGUGUGCUAUGGUGGAUGCACUUCAAGCUGGACGUUCUGUGCGCAGCUUUGUAGAGUUGAUUCAUCCUGGUACUGACAUGGUGAUGUUUGGAGAUAACCGCGCAGCAUUGAUUCUUGCUGGCGGCCAAGGUGGCGGCUGGAGAACACGUCACCUGAGAAUCAGAUCAUCAGCUCUGACAGAUGCUUUGAAGAGAGGCGAACUACAGCUUUUCCAUAUGGCUGGAACACGAUUGCUGGCUGAUGCGUUGACGAAGCUGCUUCAUGCUGUUCCUCUUCGUCGAUUUUGCAUUGGAAUGGGCAUGGUCUCUCCAAGUUCCGAGAUGAAAGCUCUGAAGAGUUUGGAUGUGAAGCCAGUUUCAAGUACUGGCAUCAAGUCGAAGCUUGGUCAAUGUCUGGGCUUGCUGAUGUCGUGCCUAGCAUUUUUGCCUGAUGUUGGUGGUGUGUCCACCUCUGAUGAUGAGCCAUCUUCAAUGACUUUGGAUUGGCCGUUGCUUUUGAUGCUUGAAGAUCUGAAGGUCAAGGUUCUAUCUCAUGAAGCUGUCCUUCCAGCUCGGGCUUCUCGCGAUGCAGCUGGUUUGGACGUUUCCACGGUGGAGUCCUUUGUGUUGGAGCCUGGCGAGCGAAGACUUGUCUCAACUGGCCUUCAAUUGGAGCUUCCUCCUGGCACCUAUGGGCGUUUGGCUUCUCGCAGUGGCUUAGCAUCUGGUUUUGGUGUUGAAGUUGGAGCUGGGGUGAUUGACCCAGACUUUCGAGGAGAGGUCAAAGUGUUGCUUUUCAAUCAGGGCCACCACAAUGUCACGUUCAAUCCGGGUGAUAGGGUAGCUCAGUUGAUUGUUGAAAGGUUCUCAUGUGCUAGGGUUGUCCCUGUCAAUUCUCUUUCAACCACGAUUCGCAGCGCUGAUGGUUUUGGCAGCACUGGAGUGAGCUCUGCAGCUAUGGCAGCCGUGAGCAGAUCCAGCGCUUCUGUCACUGAUGGUGGUCUGCGAUUGAGAUCUUUGAGAACCUCAACCGAUGUUGGCUUUUCUGCUAGCAGCUCUGCGGCCAGCUCCGAUGCCAGAAGUCUGAGUCAACCGACUCAUGGAAGUGAGCCAGUUUCAUCAGAUCCGUUUUUUCCAUUCUGUGGCAGUUGGUUUGCUGGACCUGGUCAACUAAUGGAGACCGUGAUCCAAGCACGUUCUGAUGAGUUUCGUAGAAACCUUUUGCCGUUUGAUGAUUGGAAGUUCAAUAUCCCACCUGUGUCUUGUGCUGAUUCACGAAAUGAAUUUCUGAUAGAUGGUGAAGCGAUUUCAGUGUUCACCCACGGAAAGUCUCGACAGAAGCUGUUCGAUGUUAGAGUGGAUUCCGACCUUUUUCGACCGGUCAGAGUCACAUUGGCUUGGCAUUGUGAUGGGAAAGUACAGCUGACUGUAGAUCGUCGAAACGGUUACCACAGUGAACUUUUGGCUUCAAAGUGGCGUGGGUACACCAUAAUGUACCAUAAGAAGGCUUAA
This is a messenger RNA of Cladocopium goreaui, 7239 nucleotides long. The record is from the annotation of a GenBank genome assembly. NCBI's taxonomy places the organism in Eukaryota, Dinophyceae, Suessiales, Symbiodiniaceae.